Olea europaea var. sylvestris is the source of this 1424-nucleotide messenger RNA. Its product is annotated as apoptosis-inducing factor homolog B. The transcript is spliced from 5 exons. Lineage: Eukaryota; Viridiplantae; Streptophyta; Magnoliopsida; Lamiales; Oleaceae. Bases 101 to 1204 code for a protein of 367 amino acids. Gene Ontology annotation, molecular function: electron-transferring-flavoprotein dehydrogenase activity; flavin adenine dinucleotide binding. The record is from RefSeq and is a predicted model, not a curated record. Gene Ontology annotation, cellular component: cytoplasm.
CAAUUCCUCCUUCCGCGUAGAUUCUUAUUAGGACCAAAUCCAUAAUUAUGAUUGUUCUUCCUUCUCCUGAUAUAGUUGACAAAAAGCAGUGGUGGGAUAAAUGGAGAGGCCAUCGGAGGUGAGCGGAGUAGGGAAGCGGGUAGUGGUGAUCGGCGGAGGAGUUGCAGGCUCCCUCAUUGCUAAGUCUCUUCAAUUUCUUGCAGAUGUAACCCUUAUUGAUCCGAAGGAGUAUUUUGAGAUCCCAUGGGCAAGCUUGAGAGCGAUGGUGGAGCCUUCUUUUGCAGCCAGAUCGGUGAUCUACCACAAAGAUUACCUUACAAAUGGACGUCUCCUUGUAUCAAAGGUCAUAAACAUCUCUAAAUCUGAAGUUUUGACUGAAGAGGGUCAUCAGGUUGCCUACGACUACCUUGUCAUUGCCACCGGUCACAAUGAUACCUUCCCUAAAACCAGAACUGAGAGACUAAAAGAGUACUAUGCAGAAAAUGAAAAGAUAGAAGCUGCUAGUUCAGUUUUGAUUGUUGGAGGUGGACCAACUGGUGUUGAACUAUCUGCAGAAAUUGCUGUUGAUUAUCCAGACAAAAGGGUUGUUCUGGUGCACGAUGGUUCUAGGUUGCUGGAAUUCAUUGGACCGAAAGCGGCUGACAAAACUUUAGAAUGGCUAAAGUCGAAAAAUGUGGAGGUGAAAUUGAGACAAUCAGUCGAGUUGAACAAUAGUUCACGAGGAAGCAAGACAUACGUAACGUCAUCUGGAGAAGUGAUCAAAGCAGACUGUCUUUUUAUGUGCACGGGAAAACCGCUGGCUUCAGCAUGGUUAAAGGAAAGCUUUUUGAACAACAGCAUCGAUGAUUUUGGACGGUUAAAGGUCGAUGAGAACCUUAGAGUCAAAGGGUACAAAAACAUAUUCGCCAUAGGAGAUAUCACUGAUGUCAAGGAAAUUAAGCAAGGGUAUCUGGCUCAGAAACAUGCUUUAAUAGCAGCAAAAAACUUGAAACUGUUAAUGGCAAGAGGAAAAGAAAGCAAAAUGGCAGGUCACAAGCCUCGUUCAAUAAAGGUGUUUGUUUCUUUGGGGAGGCACGACGCAGUAGCACAGUUUCCAUUAACAACAAUUAGUGGACUUGUUCCUGGAUUAAUCAAAUCCAAAGAUUUAUUUGUUGGCAAAGUAAGGAAACAGUUAGGCCUGGAUCCCCGCCUCGUGGAUUCUUGACGUUCGUUGGCUCGAAGAUACUGCCAGUUUUUCUAAGAUGCAUUUUUUCCAUAUGUUCGAGAGAACUAAUUCCUUAGUAUUCGUGUAUAACGUGUAAAAUAUUAUGAGUUUCUCGAUUCAUAAUUUCAAAAUCUAAAUUUUUGUAGAGCACCAUGCUCGAUAUUUGUGAUGCUGUUGUCUUUAAACACUGUUUCUUAUUGAUCCUUUUGAAUUCUAUGUU